Molecule: messenger RNA, 1560 nt
Organism: Trichosporon asahii var. asahii CBS 2479
Lineage: Eukaryota; Fungi; Basidiomycota; Tremellomycetes; Trichosporonales; Trichosporonaceae
Exons: 7
Coding region: 1-1560 (519 amino acids)
Biological process (GO): regulation of intracellular signal transduction; cellular response to L-arginine
Cellular component (GO): cytosol
Source: RefSeq, a predicted model, not a curated record
AUGUCCAGUAUCACUAUCGACCCCCUCGAAACCUCAGUGUCCAUCGUUCAUAUACCCGUCCACCUUGCGCAAAACUACACGAACGAGCUGUACUGGACGCUAGAGCGCGCGAGGGAGUGCGAGUUCUUCAACCUCACCGCGAACCGCAUUGAAAUCGCCCUGUUCGCCUCGACGUCGCUGAUCAACUCGGAAUGGACGCCUGACGAGCAUGUCCAGAUUGACGGGCCGUGGGGUGUAUUCGAGAUCUCGUCCGGAGACUGCGAGGAAGCUGAGGCCAACUAUGCGCUAACGAGAGAGGCGUCGCGAUGGACGGUGUUCUGUAUCGUAACGAGUCUCCCGCAUCUCCGGCACGUGUCCGCCGCUCUCGCCGAAGGCAACGUCUCGAUCCUCUACCAGUCGAGCUACUUCACGGAUUUCCUCCUGGUGAAGGCAGAAGACUUCGAGCGUGCCGCAGAGAUCUUCCGAGGUCGUGGAUGGCACGUCGAUGCUGUCGCACCUAUUCCGCACGCGCGCCGAAGUAGCCACUCGCCCCCGUCACCUCCGGAAUCGCCCAUUGCCGAGAUCACCGUGCUCUCGUCCCCUCUUGCGUGCAUAGGCCUACCGCUAGACGUCGAGGAGCGGUCGUGCGAGCGUCUGCGCAAGUUUCUUGUGUGGCCGACCAGAGUGAAGGAGGCCUUGCGGUCGAGCUCGAGCUCCUCUGGGCGAUCCCGAUCGCGGUCGGCAGGUCACGGCACCCGCCCAUUCAUCAGCUAUACGCGGACAGAGGACGGCAUCUCCAUCUCGACCGAGAUCCGCGUGCUCAAGUCGCUGUUUGACCAAGAGGAGGAGCUGCUGAGCGCUGCCGGUGAGCUCGACGACAGUGACUCGGAGAGCUCUUCGUCAUCAAUGUCGCAAGAGAGCCGGCGAGUCAGCCUUCCGGGGACGAUUCCGCUGCAAUGGAGCCAGAGCUCGACUCCGACGAACAAGUCAUACGUGAUCACACCAGUGCGCUCAGCCGUGUCUUCCCCGCUGCGGCCCAACUUUGCAAUGACGGGCAUGUCACGCUCCUCCUCAGGGCACAGCCGUACGCAGAGUGACGGUGUGCGCCGCCCGCCGCCUAUGAUGCGGCGCUGCAGCGAGGGCGCUGGCGCAUCGCUUCGCAAUUGGACCUGGGGCAGGAGCUCAAUGGGCUUGGAGGCUGUCGAGAGCGAGAUUGGCAAGUUGGGCCCGGCGCUCGAGCGCAUUCAGCAGGCGCAGGACUGGGACGAGCCCGACGACAGCGGCAUGCCGACGCCCGACUUCAAGAACGACCCGGUCGAGUCGAGCCGCACGAUGCGCUGCCUGCAGUUAGAUCUCCGGUCGCUGGAUAGUAGCACGUAUCAUCUGGACAAAUCCGGUCUCGUGACCAAGUUUUCGGACCUGCUGCACUCGAACGGGGUGCGAAUGCUGUACUCGAGCACGACGAACACGGCCAACAUUCUCGUGCGGGGCCGCGACGUGCUGACGGCGGAGGCUCUGCUGCGUGCACCGCCAGAACCGGAAUCGGACCCGGACGUUGCUAUGGACGACGCCGAGGCAUGA